Messenger RNA from Hypoxylon fragiforme, 303 nucleotides. RefSeq lists its product as uncharacterized. The coding region runs from base 1 to 303 and encodes 100 amino acids. NCBI's taxonomy places the organism in Eukaryota, Fungi, Ascomycota, Sordariomycetes, Xylariales, Hypoxylaceae. The record is from RefSeq and is a predicted model, not a curated record. Gene Ontology annotation, biological process: vacuole fusion, non-autophagic. Gene Ontology annotation, molecular function: endopeptidase inhibitor activity. The transcript is spliced from 2 exons.
AUGCGCUUCUACUCAGCCAUUGUCGCAGCGCUUGCUGUAGCUCAAGGCGUCUCCGCUGUCGAUGUACAGAAGUCCGUGAUCGUCAGCUUCCCCAUGGACACCACAGACGAUAUUCUUAACCGCGCCAAGGAUGAUAUCCGGAAGGCGGGGGGUAUGAUCACUCACGAGUAUAAACUUAUCAAAGCCUUCGCCGCGAACGCACCGCAAAAGAUCAUCGAGACAGUAACAGCGUGGAGCGCAGAGUAUCAGGGCACCAUCGAAGAAGACCAGACAGUCCGAAUCCUUAGCAGCAACGACAAGUAA